Molecule: messenger RNA, 748 nt
Organism: Lasiosphaeria miniovina
Lineage: Eukaryota; Fungi; Ascomycota; Sordariomycetes; Sordariales; Lasiosphaeriaceae
Exons: 1
Coding region: 230-640 (136 amino acids)
Source: RefSeq, a predicted model, not a curated record
CAUUUGCCAUCUCGCCGCCGCCGUUCGGCGGCUCGAGAGAGAAGGGAGAGGACACGACCCAAGGUACAAAGGAGAGAGAGAAAUAGGCACAACGGCAUGGCAUGCCAAAACUUGAGAGUCCUUGAUUCUUGUGGGCCCUGGGGCAUCAUUCGAGUGCGAGACUCUGCAUUACCGAGUCUAAUGCACCACGAAUCUUUGCGCUGAACCGCGAGGGCUGUACAUAACAGGAAUGAAGAACGAGCGGAAAUUCAGUGCUGAGAGAAAAAAGAAGGGAGGAACUUGGGAAGCUGGUUGCCGUGCCGCGGGUGGUUGCAGCGAAGCGACGAGAGUCUUUGGACCGAACGUCGAGAAGAUGAACAUUGACAGGAUCGGCCAGACUUUGAUCCCGCGCCUGAUAUUCCAUGAAAUGAUGCACUCGGUGUGCUACGGCCUCAAUGACCACGAUACGGACGGCAUGGGAAUGGCGGGCUGGCAGUACUGCAUGAAGCUGAAGAAGGGCGCGGGCGCGACUGGCGCCGAGUCGCUGGCGUACUUUAGACUGUGGGCGGCGGCUUCACCAUGCACCGCAGCUGGGACAACACAAGGGCCCUCCCACUGGGAACAAUAUGUAUUGUAUGCACAAUGUCAAGCAAGGAAUUGAAACGGGAAUGGACGGAAUAAGAUGCACGACUCGGGGGCGGUAAUAACCUAUGCACCCAGAGAGUUGGGUUGUUGGUCGUCGACCUGGCCGUGAACUUGAAGUGUCGUU